Molecule: messenger RNA, 2817 nt
Organism: Harpegnathos saltator (Jerdon's jumping ant)
Lineage: Eukaryota; Metazoa; Arthropoda; Insecta; Hymenoptera; Formicidae
Product: protein bric-a-brac 2
Exons: 4
Coding region: 481-1635 (384 amino acids)
Biological process (GO): regulation of transcription by RNA polymerase II
Cellular component (GO): nucleus
Molecular function (GO): DNA binding; protein binding
Source: RefSeq, a predicted model, not a curated record
GAAUUAUUUACAAAUUGCCAUAUUCAUCGCGAUGAUACGUGUUCCUUUCGGCAGUAUUUUUCGCACCUGACUCCUACAUUUUUCGCCCAAAUUCAAAAGUACAAAGUCUGUUCUCUCCAAUCCUCCUCGUCUGCACUUCUUUCCAAUUUUAAUUUCCGUCUUUUUCCUCCCCAGUGCACGAUACUCCCACCUCGCUCCGAGAGCAAAAGGUGCAACAUCGCACUGCCGAGUGCGGCGAGUGCAGGCGAAAUGAACAGAAGAGGUGCUCCUCCUCUCCCGACUCCGCCACCGACGAUGUUUGUGCGUGCCUGGCACGACUGCCGUGCCACUGUCGCGCUCGCCGUCCCCGUCGUCGCGUGAGAAGGCAAGGCUCGCGUUCACCGCGCGACACCACGGUGCGAUAGCGUCUACCUCCGACGCAAUACGAACGUGCCGAGCCGUGCCGUGCCGUACCGUGCCUGCUGUACUAUCCCGCGCGACAUGUCAAGUCAAAUAUGCCUAAAGUGGAACAGUUUUCUCAGCAAUAUCGCGACCAGCUUCGAGAGUCUGUGGGAGGAAGAGGGUCUGGUGGACGUGACUCUUGCCAGUGACGGACAGUGUCUCACGGCGCACAAGGUGAUACUCUCAGCCAGCAGCCCCUUCUUCAAGAAGGUCUUCCAGACAAACCCAUGUCAACAUCCAGUUAUAAUACUUCAAGAUGUACAUUUUAGUGAAUUGGAGGCGCUACUUAUAUUUAUAUACAAAGGAGAGGUGAAUAUUGAACAGAAGAACUUACCUGCACUUUUGAAAGCUGCAGAAACAUUACAAAUUCGGGGUCUGUCCGGUGGAGAUAUCUUCGCGAAGGAGUCAUAUAAAAGACUGGCUGAACUAGAGCAGGCAGUGGUCGAGGAUGCGCCGCUGACCAAAGAGGAGACACCUAAGAAGAAGCAGAAAGUCAGCAAACAGCAGAGUAAUUCUAUUUUGGAGAAAGCACUAACGCCUAGAAUAUCGCAGUCGGAGAAUACAAAUGAGUCCGCGGCGAGCGAUCAGAGCGGAAAAGACGAAGAUUACACGUUGCCUGAGACAUUGCCCAAUCCGGUGUAUCAUCGUUUGGAGAUGAAAAUAGAACCAUUGGAAAUGGCGGUAGAAGAUAUCCCGAAGCGAUCUCCGUUAGAUAAGGAUGCAGCAGAGAGGCUAGAUACGGGACAAUCGGACGGGAAUCAAGGGUCUGGGAACAGCCCUGCUGAAGACAUUUCCGGUUUAUCGGGCUUGUCCGGGCUAAGUGGAUUCUCGGACGUCAAGCCGCUGCUUUACGCGUAUCAGCAGCUACCUUACGCCGAUCUUCUGCCGAGCCCGGACAUAAUCUCCACUUGGGCGUCCUCGCGGCCGAUGGAUCAUCUGGCCUGCGAUCUCAUGAAGAUUCUCUUCACGCCGGAGGAGAGGAUCCUCUGCAACGUGAACGGCAAGAUGGGCAAGCAGCAGUUCGACAGCAACAAAAUACACCUGAUCCGGGAGGUUCUGUUGCACUUCAGCGGCAUUACGCCCAACAGCAUUGAGUGGGAGGAGGCGUGGAAGAAUUGCGUAACCAAAAUCGACACUAGCAAUAGGGGCUUGAAAAGGUAUCUGUUUCAGAGGCGUUCGGUCUACACUCAAUGACUAGGGCAUUUCAGGUCAGGGGUCAAACGGAAACGUUUCCACUGGCUGGAAUAGGAUCGUAAACCCUUGUAAAAACCCCCCCGUCGCCCCUCGGCUCCCUCAUCUUCCUCUCUAUCCCUUUCGUUUACCCUUUUUUUCUCUCUAUCUCUCUCUCUCUCUCCCUCUCUUUCUAUCUCUUUGUUGGGUUUGUUGCCGCACGCGGAAUCGUCGCGAGACUCGCGUCCCUCGCUCGUUCCUCCUCGGUGUGAGCUUUCGCGCUCUCGCGUUUUAGGAUGUUGUAAAAAAGAUCGAUGUAAGUAGAUAGUUAGAUUUAACGCGCGCGCGUAGCCGUUAACGGGGGAAAGAAGGGACGGACGAUCGGUCGACCGACGUGGAUUAGAAAAGAAUCGCGCGGAUCACUCGGACACGUGCAAUAGGCGUCGGAGCGAACAUUACGUGCGUGCGUGCGUGCCUGCGUGCGUGCGUGCGUGCCUGCGUGCUUGCGUGCCUGUCUGCUUGCCUGCCUGUCUACCUAUCUGCCUGCCUGCGUGCGUGCGUGCGUGCGUGCGUGCGUGCGUGCAUGCGUGCAUACAUGCACGCUCCGAUCCGCGACGACGACGACGACGACGAAGAAGACGAGGACGACUUUAGAUUAUAGAUUUCGGGGUGACAGGGUGUGUGAUCUUAGAAGGUGCAUCGUAGUUCGCGAUUGAGAGUUAUUUAUAAAUACGCUUCACGUUCGCCACGUACGGCGGUGGCGGACGUACGAAUAAUAAUAAUAACAAUAUUCUAAGCCUUCCUCUCGAUAAUUUUCGUUAUAAUUUCCACCUUGUCGAAGGGGGCAACACCCCGGGGAACUUUAUUCGAUUUCUCCUCCCGUCUCUUUCUUUCGCGCUCGCACACAGCGUGUGCUUUAAGGUAUCUCCCCACCAAUACCAUCAAGUACUGCUAUUCACGACGCGCUCGCGCUCGCGAGGUCAAUCGUCCAGCUGUCUGUGUACUUUGUUGUGUUUUUCGUAUGGCACUUCGAAUAACGUAACAUUCCUUCUUAACGUUUAUUUGCGGUAUAUUCAUGCGAGAACCCACUUUGGCGAUAAAGACGGCAUGAUAUUAUUAAGUCGACGGCGUAUAUCGGGGAGAGACACGCGAGUAUCUCUGUCUCUGUCUCUCUUUCUCGCUCCCUCUAUCUCCUCUCCUCCUCGC